AUGAAUCAAAGUUAUUACCAUAAACUAAACAGUAGUUUAACACCUGUGAAGAAUAACUAAAACAACACAACCUAACUUUCACAGUAAGACCUCAUAAAAAUAAUUAGAAACUACAGCAAACAAAUGCGAGAUUCAACUGAUAAUAAAAAGGGUGACUCCUUGUUCAAUAUGCUCCUAUCCCAAUAAUAAUAAGCAAUUUAAUCGGCGAGAUAGUUUAGCAUAGAAAGGCCUUUAAAAAGCUCUCCUCUGGAAACAUCUCCAAAUAUAUAAAAUAAACCAACUAUCGUUUCAUCGUCAUUCUCUUACAUUAGAAAAAGCACAGAACAAUCCUAGACUAGCUGUACCCAAUUUGAUAGAUUGCUUAACGAGAACACAACAUUGUUAAUGAAGAUUCAAGAAUUGGAAUAAAAAGUAAAAUACUUCUUUAAAUAUCAGCUAGAAAAAAAGAAAUGGUAGUUAAACAAGAAAACAAAAGUUGCGAUAUUUAGUUAUUAUUAUAAGCAAAUAGGAACAAUGAAAAUGAAAAUAGAAUUUUGA
Molecule: messenger RNA, 537 nt
Organism: Paramecium tetraurelia
Lineage: Eukaryota; Ciliophora; Oligohymenophorea; Peniculida; Parameciidae
Exons: 3
Source: RefSeq, a predicted model, not a curated record